This is a messenger RNA of Drosophila busckii, 1837 nucleotides long. RefSeq names its product fork head domain-containing protein FD3 (gene fd59A). The record is from RefSeq and is a predicted model, not a curated record. The coding region runs from base 247 to 1605 and encodes 452 amino acids. Gene Ontology annotation, molecular function: DNA-binding transcription factor activity, RNA polymerase II-specific; RNA polymerase II cis-regulatory region sequence-specific DNA binding. Gene Ontology annotation, biological process: regulation of transcription by RNA polymerase II; cell differentiation; anatomical structure morphogenesis. The transcript has 2 exons. Lineage: Eukaryota; Metazoa; Arthropoda; Insecta; Diptera; Drosophilidae.
CGCCUCAAACAGAACAAAGACACGCGCUCCAACCAACUCGUUGCCACAAACAAAUUCGAAAGACGUCAACGUCUAAACUUAAAAUCCAAGUCCGUGUGAAUUUCUCAAUAAACGCAAGUGAUGUGUUAAGCGUUCUAAACAGUUCCUGAGCAAACAAGUCAAACACAAGUGUAACGUCCUUUAAACAAAUUAUUAAUAAGCUAAACCAACCAACUAAAAGAGUUUAGUACAGUGAAACCUAUAAACAUGCACACACUACACGACAGCGCCUCCUUAUCGCCACCGCCGCUGCACAAGAGCCAACGUGGCGUCGGUCUCUCGUCCUCGCGUGCCAUCGCCACUGCAUCAGACGCCAUGUCCUUGAUCUGUGAUGACAGCGAUGUGGAGCCGUCGGUCGGCGGCAGCACUGGCGCUGAUAAUGACAGCAAUGGCAACAACAGCGGCAGUGGCAGCAACUCCGGCGGACCGCUAGUAAAGCCACCAUAUUCCUAUAUAGCGCUAAUCACAAUGGCCAUACUUCAAUCGCCGCACAAGAAACUCACACUCAGUGGAAUAUGUGACUUCAUUAUGUCACGCUUUCCCUAUUAUAAGGAUAAGUUUCCCGCUUGGCAGAACUCCAUACGCCACAAUCUCAGUCUGAACGAUUGCUUCAUUAAAGUUCCACGCGAGCCGGGUAAUCCCGGCAAGGGCAAUUUCUGGACACUGGAUCCCUUGGCUGAGGAUAUGUUUGAUAACGGGAGUUUCCUGCGGCGCCGUAAGCGUUACAAGCGCGCGCCGGCCAUGCAGCGUUUCUCCUUUCCGGCGGUAUUUGGCACGCUGUCACCAUUCUGGAUACGCAAGCCCGUGCCGCUGGUGCCGGUGCACUUCAACGUGCCCAAUUUCAAUGGCGGACGUGACUUCGAGAUGAUGCACAACCCCGGGGAUGUGUUUGAUACGGCGCUGCGUGUGGACAAGAAAUUUAAUUUCUUUGCCAAUGCAGAGGCUGCUUUCUAUGCGAAUAACAACGAUAAGUUUGAUCGCCUGCCGUUUGUAAAUCGUCGCGCGGAUGCGGCAGCGGAUGCAGUGCCUCCAAGUAGCAGCAGCGCAGGUGGCGGUGGCGGUGGCGGCAGCGAUGCCAGUAGAGCUAGCAAGUACAAAAAUCCCUAUGCUUUUGACAUUAGCACAGUUGGCGCCGGCCUAGCAGCUACGGAUUAUGCAGAGCGGGGCAGUUAUGCGGAUCACCAGCGUGGAUAUGCAGAUGAUGCGGAUGGCGAUGAUGCGUCGUGCGAUAAGAUCGAUGUGGAGAGCGCCAAUGAGCAUGAGCAGGACUCACACAUAUCGGACUCCGUCGACUCGGUGUGCACAAAUCCCAUACGCUUGGAUGCUGCAGCCAGAGAGCAGGAUGUCGACUCGGAGCUGCUCUAUGAGCAUACAGAGGCUUCGAAUAGCUCGCUAGCGAUUACGUCCAGUCCCAAGACACCGCUGCCCGCGCACAACUCGCCCGUGCGAACGAUCUUCGAAAGUGAACCAACGAAUCUGCGUUGCGCGCGACAAAAUCAUGCAAAGGACUUUCGCAUUGAGACGCUCAUCGGACAUGCACAUAGUGAUGGGGCGGCGAGUGAUUAGAGCGAGUGGCGAGUAGCGAGAAUCGAGCAGCGUGUAGUCAUUUGCUUGUGUAUAUUCCAGUGAUUUAUGUUUCGAUUUAAGCCAACAUUUUAACAAUUAUCUGUAGCUCGUAGCCAAGUUUAUCCUUGCGAAUGUGUAUACGCUCAAUUUUAAAUGCGACCAAUUGCAACGAGUCCACUUAACACUAAAUUGUAUACAAAACUAUAUAAAUAUAAAUGUAAACCUGAGUGUA